This is a messenger RNA of Micromonas commoda, 741 nucleotides long. RefSeq lists its product with no specific name. Bases 1 to 741 code for a protein of 246 amino acids. The record is from RefSeq and is a predicted model, not a curated record. Gene Ontology annotation, cellular component: nucleus. The transcript has a single exon. Lineage: Eukaryota; Viridiplantae; Chlorophyta; Mamiellophyceae; Mamiellales; Mamiellaceae.
AUGUCGGUGCCACCGCCCCCACCCGGGGGACACGUGAUGGGUGCGGACGACCCGAACUCCGUACCCAUGAUGCGCAUAGAGGAGCCCGAGCGUGUGUUCGACCGCGAGAAGGUCCUGGGCCGCGACGCCGCCUCGGUGUUUCCCACGAUGGCGCAGGAGAACGCGGACAAGGUGGUGAGCGCCACGCAGGCGGUGGUGGGCUCGAUGAGCUUCGUGACCGAGUCCGAGCUCGCCGAGAUCAAGGCGAAGCGAGGUGGCGCGCUCAGGCCCGAGGACGGCACGAUGGAACCGGAGAAACCCCUGUGGCAGGUGUUGCAGGAGGCGAAGGACGCCAAGGAGGAGGCGUUCCAGGAGGGUUGGAAGACGAUGAAGCAGGGGAUCUACAAGCCCGUGGACGAGGAGGAGGUGGAGUUCCUGGACGAGGUCGCGGACAGAAGGCGCGAGGAGGAACAGAGGCUCAAGCAACGGGAGCAGGAUGAGGCCGAGGCCUUCAGGCUAAUGCGGGAGAACAGGGUGGUGAAGAAGGCGGUGGCUCCGACGACCGAGGCGAUCAAGAGGGGCGCGGAUCCGCUGGCUCAGAGCGUCGCGAAAAAGCUAAAGUCUCCGGGUCCCGCAGUCGUGGUGGUCAAGAGGGCAAAGCCGGCGCCGAAGAAAGGGGAGGAGCCCAAGAAGGAGGAAGACUCGGACGAUGAAGGCGGCGGGCUCGGGCUCCUGGGCGACUACGGCAGCGAUAGCGACUGA